Messenger RNA from Phlebotomus papatasi, 1338 nucleotides. RefSeq names its product tektin-4. Gene Ontology annotation, biological process: cilium assembly; cilium movement involved in cell motility. The record is from RefSeq and is a predicted model, not a curated record. Gene Ontology annotation, cellular component: nucleus; microtubule cytoskeleton. The coding region runs from base 1 to 1338 and encodes 445 amino acids. The transcript is spliced from 5 exons. NCBI's taxonomy places the organism in Eukaryota, Metazoa, Arthropoda, Insecta, Diptera, Psychodidae.
AUGGAGGAUAAUUUUCUUACUCUCCCAACAAAAGAAAAUGUCGCGCUUCUGGAGAGUUCUUGCAGGAAUGCCUCCGGGAAGAGUUUCCUGGAUGGUGUCAAGCACAAUUCAUCGAUUGUCAAUCAAUAUUCAAUCACAAGGUAUACACCGAGUGAAUGGCAUCGCAGGAAUGAGGAAUUAUUUAGUCUGAGUCAGAAGGUUUCCCAGUUGAGUGUUAAAAAUGAGAAUGAUGUAAAGAAUUGUAUGGCUUCGAACUUCUCAAAGACUAAUAGAUCUCAACAGGAUAACACUACAAGGCUCAGUAGCCGAUGUCAUGAGAUCUUCACCUGGCAAACCAACCUGGAGCACGCAAUUCAGGCUCAGGUGGAUGAAAUUGCAAUGUUGGAGGAAGAGAGGCAUCGUCUGAAGAAGUCCAUGGCGAUUCUCAAGAUUCCAAAAGCUAUAAAUUCUGAAUGCUUGAGCCGAAGAUGUGCUCGUCCGGACAGCGAAUUGAUCCGAGAUGGACCUGAGGAGGAGCUCCUCAAGGAGACCGUGCUAAUAAAUGACAUCAGGAAAGUCCUGGAAAAGACACUGGAGGACAUUGAAGUUCAGCAGAGUGAGAAUCGAGCAGUGAAGCAUAAGUUGGAGUAUCACUGGAGCUGCAAGAAGGAAGCCUAUGCUACGGAUUCUGUCAAUCGAAGCCUGGAGAAUUCAUCAGGGACCAUCCAAUUCAAGCCAGGAGCUACUCAAUCAGUUGCUGAUCAAUCAACUGAAGAAUUCUGGAAUCAAUUUACAAGGGAUGUCUUGGAUGAAAGCGAAGCCACGAGACAGAAAUCUAUAAAACUGCGAGGAACUCUCCAGGAGAUUCUAGUGAAUGCCACUAGAGAUCUCAGGAAUCAGGCCGAUACAGUUGAACAAAUGUUUCAAUCCCGUAUUUCUUGUAUGGAUGAAGUGAGGACAAUGCUGGAGAAUGAUCUAAGCAAUAUACUACAGAAGCUGGCAGAUACAGAGACCCUAAUCUCGAAUCUCAAAGAUGCCAUCAGGAAUAUGGACUAUCCAAUGAAGGUUUCGCAGACGCGUCUGCAGAAUAGGAAUCUGUACAGACCACAAGUGGAGAAUUGCUAUGAUCGCUCCCAAGUGGGGCUUAUCAAUGAAGUUGGAAGCCUCCAGAGGAGUGUCUCUGAGCUAAAAGAAGCACUAAAAGCGGCAGAAGAUACCCAGAAACAACUCAUUGAGACAAGGACUGCCCUGGAGGCAGAGAUUAUGCUCAAGAGGCGCACAAUUAACAUUGAUAAGGACAGAUGCAAGCACAUCAGAACCUAUUUCCCAUCAGCCACUGCCCUCAGCGGGUAUAUUUAA